AUGUCCUCGCCGGUACAUUCUACACAGAAACCCCAAGUCACCGUAAAUCCUGACCCGAAGGACUCCCCCCCUCUCCAAAUCGUCAAAGGUGGGCCCGCCCUUCCAGAUCCUCCCAUUGCUCCUCUCUGCGCUUUUCUGCUUAGGAUCGUCAUCCCCUCCGCAGACUCUUUCAUCAUCUCCACCCUUCCCCUUCACAACUCACCUCAAUCCCGUCAGCCACGCCAUCGACAUCCACCCCCCACGAACCCCCUCCGAAUCCGCCCACCCCUCCUAUCGUCGCGAUCACAGAUCAUCGACUUGGAGGCGCAAACUCUUUUCUCACCCUGGCCUGACGUGCCGUCUUCCGUUGCCUGCCCGAUCAUGGCGCUGGACCUUCAGCCGCCCGACGGUCGCAAACGGGUCAAGGUUUACGAGCUGCGGCAAAAUGACUGGUUCGAUCGUGGCACCGGCUUCUGCACCGGCCACGUCUCCGGAGAAAUCCCGCGGAUAUACGUCGAGUCCGAAGAUGAACCGAAUCGCGUCUUGCUGGAGACAAAAAUCACCAAGGACGAUGGCUAUCAAAAACAGCAAGGUUUGUCGUGUCGCUCACUUGCCGAGGUCAAGCUCCCGCUAGGGAAAGGAUCGAGAGGUGCUGAUACAAUUCCAUCUCCAGAGACGUUGAUCGUCUGGACCGAGUCUGAUGGCACCGACAUGGCGCUAAGUUUUCAAGAGGCGGAGGGUUGCGCGGUGAUCUGGGAUUUUGUCAAUUCAGUGCAACAACAUCUGCUCAGCGUGGCUGCUGCGGACGAUGCCCUCUCGGAUGACCUCGAGAGCUACCAACCAAUUCAGCUGCAGGCCCCAGAGCUGGGCAAUUUGGCCGAUAUUGAGCAAAUUGUGCGCGCCGCCAGCAUGACCCAAGCCGGUCGAGAUGCGCUCUCCAAAUUCAUCAUUCGGGACGAGUACAUUGGCAAGCUGGUUCCCUUGGUGACAAUGGCUGAAGAUCUUGAGAGCUUGAUCGAUCUUCAUCGGCUGUGCAACAUCAUGAAAUCUCUUAUCUUGCUAAACGACAAUACGAUCAUCGAGACCGUGGUUGCCGACCAGAUCAUUCUGGGAGUGGUUGGCGCACUGGAAUGUAAAGCUCACCUUUUCUUCAACGCGUCCUCAUCCGUUGGAAGACCCAUAUGGGAGAAUCAUUGGCUAAAACGGAUCUAUUUGCGCACAGAUGACCCGGAGUUUCCAACUCACAAAGCGAACCACCGACAAUACCUCGCCGACCAGUCCCGCUACAAAGAAGUAGUGCCCAUCAAGGAUCCGCUCAUCCGCAGGAAAAUUCGAAGCACGUGGCGACUGCAGUAUCUGAAAGAUGUCGUUUUGGCGCGAAUUCUCGAUGAUCCGACCUUCUCCGUGCUCAAUUCUCUCAUCUUCUUCAACCAGAUGGAGAUUGUCAAUCACAUCCAGUCCAAUGCCCCCUUCUUGCGAGAGCUCUUCUCCGUCUUCGACCCGAGAUACACCGAUAACAAGCGCAAGGAUGACGCCGUUCAAUUCCUGCACCAAUGCGCCGCAAUUGCGAAAAAUCUCCAGGCCCCGUCACGGGCUCAGCUCUUUGCCAAUUUCAUCAGCCAUGGCUUGUUCGCGGUGAUUGCCUUUGCUGUCAAGCACAACAAGGCUGCGAUGAGGACAACGGGCAUCGACAUCUUGAUGGCAUUGCUUGAUCAUGACCCCGUGAUGAUGCGGGGAUACAUGCUCAAGGCUGUCAACGAGAAGAAAACCCCGCUAACCGAUACGCUGAUCGACCUCCUUCACGCCGAAGCCGAUUUGGGCGUCAAAAAUCAGCUCGCAGACGCAAUCAAGAUUCUACUAGACCCUCAAAUUCCGAUGCAGGAAUCCCUCGGUCGGGCUGGUCCCGACUAUUUCAAACUUCGCUCUUCCAAUCUUCUCUCCGACGCGUUUGUCCAACAACACUUCGAUGAAUCCUCCAAGCGCCUCUUUCAGCCACUCAAGCACCUCGCCAAUCGCUUGUCCUUGAAUGACCUCACGUUCCAAGAGGUCACUCUAUACUCGCAUCUCGUCGAUAUACUCACCUUUUUCGUUCGCCAGCACCUCUUCCGUACACGCAAUGUGAUUCACAGCGAGGCCCUGGCACCCCGAGUGGCCCAGCUCCUGACAGUCCCUCAAAAACACCUCAAGCUGGUGUCCCUCAAAUUUUUCCGUACCUUGAUCAGUCUUCAAGACACCUUCUACCAAGCUCUCAUGACACACAACAACACCUUUGGGCUUAUUCUCGACAUUGUAUACGAGACGAUGCCUCGCGACAACCUCCUCAACUCUGCAUGUCUUGAACUCUUCGAGUUCAUCAAGCGGGAAAACAUCAAGCCGUUCAUCUUGCAUGUGGUGGAGAAAUAUCGCGACAAGCUUGAACAUAUCACCUAUGUUGAUACUUUCCGCAGUUUGAUUCUGCGAUAUGAUCAAAUGCAGGGUUAUGGGGCCGAUGCCGAUGUGACACCGUUCAGCCAAGAUGAGAAUGCGCCUCAAAGGCUGCCUUUGAAUGGUCAGCGUUGGCAGGGUGUGAAGGAGAUGGAUGCUGCUGAAGAAGAAUACUUCAACGCGUCCGACGAUGAGGAUGAGUGGGCACAAGAGAGCCGCGCCACCGUUGCGGAGGCUGCUGUGGCCAACGGCUCGGCGGCACCAGUCGUCAAACCUCUGGUUGACUACCCUGACGAUGACGACGAUGACGAAGACGCCAUGGAUACUAGUAAAAUCGAGGCCGAACUCGUCGCAGAUCAAUUUACCGACACCCAGCCUCUGCCUGCGGAAGAGAAAACGAUUGCGCCAUCAUCAGAAGUAACGACAUCGGAGCCCUCGUCACCUUCCACCCCGACCACUGCUGCCCCGGAACGACUUGCUGAAAAGCGCCGUCGCGAGGAGGAAGACGAGGAUGAGUUGGUCAAACUUGUGGCCGGGCCAAAGCGCAGAAGCUCGACUAGCAGUAACUCAGGGUCAGGGAUGAUCAAUCGAAAGAAGACCCUUUCGAUUGGUUCAAUUGGCUCGGUGGAUAAAGGUGGCGCGCAAGGUGUCUUGGGAACAGUUACCAGCAGUGCGCCUCCUAAGCGAAUCGCCAUCAAUAUCGGCCCCGUCAAAUCCGCAUCACCGGACAGUGUCGCCUGUGAAGAGAUUGUGCCGAACGAAAGCAACGAGAAAGAAAACCAGGAGGAAACGAAGACGGAAGCUACCAGUUGA
This is a messenger RNA of Penicillium oxalicum, 3216 nucleotides long. RefSeq names its product SMEK family protein. Gene Ontology annotation, biological process: protein dephosphorylation; DNA damage response. The transcript is spliced from 7 exons. Gene Ontology annotation, cellular component: nucleoplasm; protein phosphatase 4 complex. The coding region runs from base 1 to 3216 and encodes 1071 amino acids. Gene Ontology annotation, molecular function: protein phosphatase activator activity. The record is from RefSeq and is a predicted model, not a curated record. NCBI's taxonomy places the organism in Eukaryota, Fungi, Ascomycota, Eurotiomycetes, Eurotiales, Aspergillaceae.